Molecule: messenger RNA, 1367 nt
Organism: Chenopodium quinoa (quinoa)
Lineage: Eukaryota; Viridiplantae; Streptophyta; Magnoliopsida; Caryophyllales; Amaranthaceae
Product: B-box zinc finger protein 25-like
Exons: 3
Coding region: 342-1073 (243 amino acids)
Biological process (GO): regulation of DNA-templated transcription; photomorphogenesis
Cellular component (GO): nucleus
Molecular function (GO): zinc ion binding
Source: RefSeq, a predicted model, not a curated record
ACAAUCCAACAUCAAUUUCUCCACCAUUCAAGUUUGUUUCUCUCUCCUAUAAUUUUUUUGUAUGAUUUAUACCCCAAUUUCAUUCACAUUUAUAUUUCCUCUUCUUUUCUUUCUUAUCUCUAAGAAAGAAUAUACAAAGAGUUAAGCUUCAAGUAUAAGUAUUUUUUCCAUCUUUUUGAUUGAAAUAAACUCUGGGUUUUGUUAAUUUGCUGGAAUUUUCAUCUGGGUGUAUCUUAGUUUUUGAAAAUAUUGCAAUAUUGAGUGAGAAAUUUGGGAUUUUGUAGAGAAAAAAACAGAGUAGAAACAGGGAAUUGAAAAACAGAGUAAAAAAAGUUGAUAAGAUGAAAAUUCAGUGUGAUGUCUGUGAGAGAAAUCCAGCAACAGUAAUUUGUUGUGCAGAUGAAGCUGCGCUUUGUGCAAAAUGUGAUACAGAAGUUCAUGCAGCAAAUAAGCUUGCUAGUAAGCAUCAAAGACUUCAGCUUAAUUGUCUUUCUAGCAAACUUCCUAUUUGUGAUAUUUGCCAGGAAAAGACUGCAUUUAUUUUCUGUGUAGAAGACAGAGCCCUUUUUUGUCAGGAUUGCGAUGAAUCGAUUCACGCUGCUGCAACUCGCGCUGCAAACCACCAGAGAUACUUAGCCACUGGUAUACGGGUUGCCCUAGGAUGCCUCUCGAAGUGCAGAAAUGAAACUGAAAAGAAUUGCACAGAGCCAUCCAACCAAAAUGCACCACAAGUCGCCGUAAAACCACCAGUGCAACAGCCUCCUAACUUUUCACCUCCCCCGUCUUGGGCUGUUGAUGAUCUGUUGGAGUUCACUGAUUUCGACACUGACAAUAAGAAAGGACAGCUUGAGCUUGGAGAGUUCGAUUGGUGGUCAGAAAUGAGUCUGUUCGGCGAGCAAAUUCCUCAUGAAGCCUUAGCAGCAGCAGAAGUUCCACAGCUUCCAAUGUCAAUACCAAGCAACCAUACAAUGCAAUACAGACCUACCAAGACCAGCCUGCCCAACAAAAAGCCUCGGAUUGAGAUUGCUCAUGAUGACGACGAUGAAUACUCAAUCGUCCCUGAUCUUGGUUGAUAUAGCAGUCUGUUAUAUGGCCUCUUGCCAAUAACAAAGUUUUCAGUAACAUGAUUGCAAUGGUACAUUAUGAUAGUACGCAUGUGUAAAUGUUGCAAAUGUGAGAGCUGUAAAUUGAAUGAUAUGCUACUAUGAGGUUUGUAAAUUGUUCAUAAAUCUCUGAUUUGAGGGUAUGAACAUCAUCAGAUAGACUUAUUGGACAGUAAUAUCAGGAUUAUGCAUGAAAGACUUAUUGUUCAAUCGUUCUUACUGCAGGGACAAGCUUCCCUCAAGUGCGCGUUUAUCAGUAUGUGA